Molecule: messenger RNA, 957 nt
Organism: Dictyostelium purpureum
Lineage: Eukaryota; Evosea; Eumycetozoa; Dictyosteliales; Dictyosteliaceae
Exons: 3
Coding region: 1-957 (318 amino acids)
Source: RefSeq, a predicted model, not a curated record
AUGAAUUGUAAUAAUAAAAGAAAAAAUGGAGAUACAACAAAUAAUAACACAGAUAAUACUAAUAGCAAUAAUAAUAAUGAUAAUUCAAUAUCAAAUAUAAAAGUACUGAUGGUUCAGAAUUUGAUAAUACAAAUACAUCAACAAAUACACCCAGUUUGGUUUUUACAUCAAAUGAAGAAAACGAUAGCACCAAUGAAAUUAGAUUUUGGAAGAGACAAGUCUAAAGCCGAAAAAUUUUAUGCAAAGAGAAUAGAAUCUUUGAACUUGUCUAAUGAACCACUCACAGUUAUAAAAAGUGAUGAAUGCAUUGAAUUUCAAAUGAGCCUAGUUAAAUCACUACACACAAUUUCUUGUAAAACCAAGGUUGAACAGGCCAUUUUUUCAAGCAAUAAUUUGGAACUAAUCUAUCUCAUGUUUAAGCUUUACAAGGAUGACUUAUACGGUAAUUUUUUUAGAUAUCUAAAAUUUAUUACAAAAACCGAGAUAUUGGACUACAUCUUCGAUAACCAUCAAGAAUUAAUGUUUAGUGACAAUAAUCCACUUUGGAUAUGCACCAACAGCAAAGCUAUGGGCCAUUUCGAAAAUUUAAUGAAAAGUAUUUCAAGAAAAUUUUUAAUUAAAUCCAAUUUAACUAUAACAGACUUUGAAAAUACUCCAAGUAAAGAUUUUUUCGAAGGCUUAGAAAGAGCAGUCGACAAUCCAACAGUUUAUAUAUUUGAAAACAAUAAAAAUUAUCCCCAAAACUCUAUAAAUAGAUAUAAUUCAUAUUUUAUAAAAUUGACCAAUUUAACACAGGAUUCUGCAAUAUCAUUGUUUAGUUUUCUCAAUGACAGCUCUUUUAAUCAAAACUUUGAUGAACCAACCUCAGGUCUAGAUUCAGUAACCGCAUUAUCAAUUAUGAAAACACUAUUAGACCUUGCUUUUUAUAUUCACGCAGUAAAACAUUGGUCCUCAUAA